AUGCAGCGAGGCGCGCUCCUGGCGGGCGCCCUGGCCGCGUACGCCGUGUACCUGGUGCUGGGCGCGCUGCUCUUGGCGCGGCUGGAGGGGCCGCACGAAGCCCGGUUUCGAGCCGAGCUGGAGACGCUGCGGGAGCAGCUGCUGCGGCGCAGCCCGUGCGUGGCGGCCCCCGCCCUGGACGCCUUCGUGGAGCGGGUGCUGGAGGCCGGACGGCUGGGGCGCGCCGCGCUCGCCAACGCCUCGGACCCCGCCUGGGACUUUGCCUCGGCUCUCUUCUACGCCAGCACGCUGGUCACCACCGUGGGGUACGGGUACACGACGCCACUGACUGACGCAGGCAAGGCAUUCUCCAUUGCCUUUGCACUCCUGGGCGUGCCGACCACCAUGCUGUUGCUGACCGCCUCGGCCCAGCGCCUGUCGCUGCUGCUGACCCACGCACCCCUGUCUUGGCUGAGGGUGCGCUGGGGCUGGGAUCCCCGGCGGGCAGGCCGCUGGCACUUGGUGGCCCUGCUGGGGGUUGUAGUGACUGUCUGCUUCCUGGUGCCAGCUGUGGUCUUUGCCCACCUCGAGGAAUCCUGGAGCUUCCUGGAUGCUUUCUACUUCUGCUUCAUCUCUCUGUCCACCAUCGGCCUGGGUGACUAUGUGCCUGGGGAGGCCCCCGGCCAGCCCUACCGGGCCCUCUAUAAGGUGCUAGUCACAGUCUACCUCUUCCUGGGACUGGUCGCCAUGGUGCUGGUACUGCAGACUUUCCGCCACGUGUCCGACCUUCACGGCCUCACAGAACUCAUCCUGCUUCCUGCUCCAGGCCCUGCCAGCUUCAACGAGGAUGAAGACGAUCAGGCGGACAUUCUGGGCCCCCAGCUGGAGCCACGCCAGCAGCUCUCUGCCACCUCCCAUGCCAAUUAUGCCUCCAUUCCCAGGUAG
Cynocephalus volans (Philippine flying lemur) is the source of this 924-nucleotide messenger RNA. It is a transcript of the gene KCNK6, whose product is annotated as potassium two pore domain channel subfamily K member 6. Gene Ontology annotation, cellular component: plasma membrane. Gene Ontology annotation, biological process: stabilization of membrane potential; potassium ion transmembrane transport. Bases 1 to 924 code for a protein of 307 amino acids. The record is from RefSeq and is a predicted model, not a curated record. Gene Ontology annotation, molecular function: outward rectifier potassium channel activity; potassium ion leak channel activity. NCBI's taxonomy places the organism in Eukaryota, Metazoa, Chordata, Mammalia, Dermoptera, Cynocephalidae. The transcript is spliced from 3 exons.